This is a messenger RNA of Papaver somniferum (opium poppy), 1363 nucleotides long. RefSeq lists its product as uncharacterized. The record is from RefSeq and is a predicted model, not a curated record. Lineage: Eukaryota; Viridiplantae; Streptophyta; Magnoliopsida; Ranunculales; Papaveraceae. Bases 1 to 1113 code for a protein of 370 amino acids. The transcript has 3 exons.
AUGCAAAACCCUCGUCAUCCUAAUUUCCAAAUCUUCUCAGAAAAAAAUACCUUUAUCAUCAAAGAAAACACAGAUCAAGUAACAUUAUUAUCCUACACCACUCUCACUAAUCUUCCCGCCAAAAUCGGUUGCCCUAAAUCAGGAGGUGUUCAACAAGAAACAGACGCCGAUGUGGUCGGUGAUUAUUCUGCGAAUACUAGUUGUGAAGCAGAUCCUUCUUCCUUAGGUAUUUCUGAAUAUACUGAAGGUGAAAUAGUUUUUGCUUAUCACGGUCCUCAUAUUCACGAUGCGAAGGUCCUAAAAGUUAAGAUGCAGAAAGUUGAUGAUACGGAGGAAAAGAGAUAUUUUAUCCAUUACCUUGUUUCAGCUAUGAGAAAGCAUGAGGUUCAUGAGGCUAAGAAAGGCGCCAGCAAAGAUGGCAGGACCAAACGCCGCAAGAGUAGUAUUGCCUCUCUAGCUGCUUUAAGUACUCCCUCUAGGACCGAUCAAGGUGUUCCUCUUGUCUCGAAUGAUCUAGGUUCCACUGCUCAGUUCUCUGGUCAAAGCAGAAGGACUUUUAUGUUUGAGCAGUUGGUUGAGCGUGAUUCACUGAUUGGUUGUGGCGGCUAUGUCCUGGUGUACGAUUUUUGGGUUCCUCCAGAACAUGAGGCCGUGUACACGGAGAUUGUGAAAAACCAUGGUCACAUUCCUACUAUGGAAGUCCUUCCCGAGAUGAACACAUUGGUUUCUUUGACUCGCAGCCUGUUGCAAAUUGCCGAUGAUAAGACUAAAGCUGAGCAAGUUCCUCCUUCUGCGGAGAAGUUAAAAGGGUGGGGUAAGGUAAUAGCUUCUGCUCAACGUCUGAACUUCAAUGUUAAUUGGAUGGAAGUUCUUUUGAAGGAAUUUGAGACCAAGGUAAAUGCUCGGCGGGCGCGACUUCCAAGCGUUAUUGCUAAACUGCGAAGGAAUCUGGUCCUACUGCGGGUAGAAGCCCAGGCACAUGCAGCUAUUCAGGAACGGCUUGUAGCUGAAGUUGCAGAAGUUGCAACUAAAGCUAAUGUGACUAAUGCUGCAAUUGUUACCAAUGAAAAGCUACUUCGUGAAGCAGAGGAAGAACUUGCAGCUACCCAAUGAGUCUCUUGCUUUUCUUUUUUAUGUCUAACUCUAGUUUAGAGUUCCAUUUCUUCUUCCUGUACAUAAGCAUCAAACAUCAAGUCUUGGGUAAGUAUUUUUUCGUCAAUGGGUCUAGGUUGAACAGUCACCUCAAGUAUAUCGAAUAUUACCUCUCUCAUCUCUAUGAACUGAGUACUAAGGUAUGAAAAAGGUGAGCGGAAAUUCCACCACCAAUCUGAUCUCCGUGAACUGGGUACUAAGCUUCUCCAUA